Molecule: messenger RNA, 894 nt
Organism: Penicillium malachiteum
Lineage: Eukaryota; Fungi; Ascomycota; Eurotiomycetes; Eurotiales; Aspergillaceae
Exons: 1
Coding region: 1-894 (297 amino acids)
Source: RefSeq, a predicted model, not a curated record
AUGAAGAGUUUUAUUGCUAUUGCGGUCUUCGCCGCCGGUGCCAAUGCCCUCGUUGGCCGCAGCAACAGCUGCUGCUUUGAGCUCACUGCCUCUGGUGGUGCCUCUGGCACUCUUGGUCAACUGACUGAUGGCCAAGUCCGUGUCGGUGACACCACUCUCUCAGCUUCUGAGUUCUGUCUGUCUGGCUCCAUCAUCACUGACAGUGAGGGUCGUGGAUGUGUUAUCACUUGUAAGUAUACCUCUACAAACGAUAGUCAAUGUCUGAUACUAAUCAAAAAUUUAGCUGAGACUACCCAAUUCCAGUGUGACCAGGGUUCUUCCGGUACCUCUGGUUUCUCCCUGACCUCAUCUGGUCUGCUUGAGUUUGAUGGCAGCUCCUCGUUCAUCGCCUGCCAGACUGGCGAAGACAAUGGAAGCAACAUCUACACCACCGACAGUGACGCGGUGACUAACUGUGUCAGCGUUGAGUUGACCAGUGACUCCACCUGCGCUGUUUCCUCAUCUUCCUCAGUUAUUCCUGCAGCCACUCCUGCCCCAAGCUCUUCUACCCCUGUUCCUGUUGCCGUGAGCCCUGUUGCUUCCUCUGCCCCCGCUCCUGAAGAGACCACAACCACCUCUCGUCCUCUUAUCCCUACCAGCACGGCUCAGUCUGUUACUCCUGUGCCUGUCUCCUCAACCCCAGUGGCCAAGGUCACUACCGCCUCCUCCACUUCCACUUCCACUUCCACCUCCACCACCAGCACUGCCAGCACUGUUGGCAGCUCUACUGGCGCCGCCGCCUCUGGUGCUGCAUCCACCGCCCCUGCUGCAAGCAGUGCCACUGCCCCUGCCCUGGGUUUCGCUCACUGGGUUGCGGCAUUGACUGUCAUGGUUGGCAUGAUGGUUAUCUCCUAA